Molecule: messenger RNA, 2820 nt
Organism: Psammomys obesus (fat sand rat)
Lineage: Eukaryota; Metazoa; Chordata; Mammalia; Rodentia; Muridae
Product: murinoglobulin-1-like
Exons: 22
Molecular function (GO): endopeptidase inhibitor activity
Source: RefSeq, a predicted model, not a curated record
AAUCUCUGGAAACAGGAUUAAGGAAGAGGACACCAUAAGCCCUGUCCUCCUGUCCUUUCUUCCUACAUCAUGUGGAAGAAUAGACAGGCUCUGUCAUGUCUUAUUUCAGUUUUUCUUGUCUUUCUGCCUUCUGCUUCCUCGUUCCAUUCAGAUCCGAAGUAUAUGGUGCUGGUCCCUUCCCAGCUCCUCACUGAGACCCCUGAGAAAAUCUGCCUCCAUCUAUACCAUCUGAAUGAGACAGUGACGGUCAGAGCCAUCUUGCAGUCCAGCUGGGGAAACAGAAGCCUGUUCAAUGAGCUUGUGGUCGACAAGGACUUGUUCCGCUGUGUUUCCUUUACUCUCCCCAGACUUUCCCUUUCUGAGGAGAAGGUGUCCCUCUCUGUCCACACCAAAGGGCCAACACAUGAAUUCAGCAAAAAGACGGUGGUGCUGGUGAAGAACAAAGAAAGCGUUGUCUUUCUCCAGACAGACAAACCAAUGUACAAGCCAGGACAGUCAGUCAACUUUAGGGUUGUCUCUAUGGAUAAAAAUCUACACCCUCUGAAUGAGUUGUUUCCUGUGGUUUACAUUGAGGAUCCAAAAACGAACCGAAUUAUGCAGUGGCAGAAUAUCAGCACAGAGAACGGGCUUAAGCAACUGUCCUUCAGUCUGUCUCUGGAGCCCAUUCUGGGCUCCUACAAGAUAGUGAUACAAAAACAAUCGGGAGUGAAGAAAGAGCACUCCUUCACCGUGGAGGAAUUCGUGCUUCCCAGAUUUGAAGUUCAAGUAAAGGUCCCUAAGGCCAUCACUGUGCAAGAUGAAAAAAUAAAUGUGACGGCAUGUGCAGUAUACACCUACGGGAAGCCUGUUCCAGGACAUGCAAAGAUAAGUAUAUGCCUUAAAUAUCUGCACUUCGGCUUUGAGAGAGACACUAUAUGCAAAGGAGUCAUUUCCCAGCUAGACAAAAAUGGCUGCAUCACACUAGAAGAAGACAUCACUGUGUUCCAAUUAAAGGAAAAAUAUUAUGGCAUGCAGCAUCUUCACGUGAAUGCAAAUGUUAUAGAAGAAGGGACAGGAUUCGAGUUCAGUGGAUCUGGAACAACUAAAAUUGAAAAAACCACAACCAAACUUGUAUUUGUGAAAGUGGAGUCACACUUUAGACCUGGGAUUCCAUUCCUUAUGAAAGUUCGCUUAGUGGAUGUCCGGGACAUUCCUCUCCCAAAUGAAAAAGUCUUCAUCAAACCACAUGAAGCUGGUAUCAGUGCUGCUAUCACUGAUCAGCAUGGCCUGGCAGAAUUCUCCAUCAACACCACCAGCAUUGAGAGUUCUUCCCUCACUAUCAAAGUCUACCACAAGAAAGAAAAUUCCUGUAUUUUUUUCCCUUGCAUGGAAGAACUAUACGCAGAAGCACAGCAUGUGGCCUACAGAGUUUAUACCGUGAGCAGGAGCUAUGUCUACCUUGAGACAGAGCCUGGCAUCUUGCCCUGCAGCCAGAUUCACACAGUUCAGGCACAUUUUAUUCUGAAGGGGCCGGUCUUGUUGUUGCUGAGAGAGCUCAAUUUUUACUACCUGGUCAUGUCCCAGGGCAAAAUCGUCCAUACAGGAAGCCACACUCACCACAUGGAACCAAGCAAAUUCACUCCAGCUCCAGUGAAAGGCCACUUCACCUUGGAGAUCCCCGUGGAGUUCAACAUGGCCCCUGUGGCUAAAAUGCUCAUCUAUGCCAUCUUGCCUGAUGGAGAAGUGAUUGCAGAUUCUACCAACUUUAAAAUUGAAAAGUGUCUUCUCAACAAAGUGGACCUGAGCUUCAGCCCAGCCCGAAGUCUCCCUGCCUCACAGGCCCAUCUGCGUGUCACAGCUUCUCCUCAGUCCCUCUGUGGCCUGAGAGCAGUGGACCAAAGCGUGUUGCUCCUGAGGCCUGAAGCUGAGCUCUCCUCUUCCUGGAUCUACCGUCUGCCAGAGAUGCAGCACAAGGACUUAAUGCCAAGAUCCCACCAUCUGCCUGAAGAACGAGACUUUUGUGUGAAUGUUGAAGAUAAGCCUGGAUUCACAUACUCAGGAGCACAUGUAAAUGACAAGGAAGUUUAUGACUCCAUAGAGGAUGUGGGUUUACAGGCGUUCACCAACUUGGAGAUCAAGCAUCCUAAAAGAUGUCUCAACUAUGACCAUUUUCUAAUAGCAGUGUCUGCUAGAAUGUUUGACAAUAUAAAUUACACUGAUGGAAUUGCGUACCUAAGGGAAGGUACGUAUCCAUCAACUGAGGAUCCACCACGUGAAGAUACAAAUACUGAGACCUUUCGAAACUAUUUUCCUGAAACCUGGAUCUGGGAUUUAGUCACAGUAAACUCCUCAGGAGUAGCUGAAAUGGAAGUGACAGUCCCUGACACCAUCACUGAGUGGAAGGCCGGGGCCUUCUGCCUGUCCAAUGACACUGGACUUGGGCUCUCUCCUGUGGUUUCUCUCCAAGCCUUCCAGCCCUUCUUCGUGGAGCUCACGAUGCCCUACUCUGUGAUCCGUGGAGAAGCCUUCACGCUCAAGGCCACUGUGCUGAACUAUCUUCCCACCUGCAUCCGGCUGGCUGUGCAGCUGGCAGCCUCUCCGGAUUUCACAGCUGUCCCGGUAGAGAAAGCCCAAGAUUCUUACUGCCUCUGUGCCAACGGGAGGCACACCACGUCCUGGUUGGUGACUCCCAAGUUUCUAGGGAAUGUGAAUUUCUCUGUGACUGCAGAGGCACUGCAGUCCCCAGAGCCCUGUGGUUCUGAGGUGGCCACAGUCCCUGACACCGGGAGAAAGGACACAGUUGUCAAAGUCCUCAUUGUUGAGCCUGAAGGAAUUCAGGAG